Molecule: messenger RNA, 636 nt
Organism: Lampris incognitus (smalleye Pacific opah)
Lineage: Eukaryota; Metazoa; Chordata; Actinopteri; Lampriformes; Lampridae
Product: microtubule-associated protein tau-like
Exons: 6
Coding region: 1-636 (211 amino acids)
Biological process (GO): neuron projection development; microtubule cytoskeleton organization
Cellular component (GO): neuron projection
Molecular function (GO): microtubule binding
Source: RefSeq, a predicted model, not a curated record
AUGGCUCUGCUGAGGAACACAAAGAGACACCAGAGCCAGAACAUGGACCAGUGGAAGAUUGCGGUGGUCCGAACUCCUCCCAGGUCUCCCACUGCUCUCCGUGGUCGAACGCCCCCCCUUCCAACUUACCCGAUGCCCAACCUGAAGAACAUCAAGUCCAAGGUCGGCUCAACUGAGAACAUCAAACACAAGCCGGGAGGAGGCAAGGUGCAGAUUACCCAGAAGAAAAUGGAUUUGAGUAAUGCGACUUCAAAGUGUGGCUCCAAGGAAAACAUCCACCACAAACCAGGUGGAGGGAAGGUGGAGAUCCGGUCUGAGAAGAUGGACUUCACAUCGGCUCAGUCCAAAGUCGGUUCUCUGGAGAACAUCGAUCACAUAGCAGGGGGCAGUAAGAAGAAGAUCGAGAGCCACAAACUGACCUUCAGAGAGACCGCCAAGGCCCGGACCGACCACGGAGCUGACAUCAUCAUCCAUUAUGGCUCCUCCGACUCCUCCCCACAUUGCCUUAGCAGCCAGACGUCUCCUCUUCACCUUAGCAAAGGCUCCUCGUCUGGCAGCUUGAAUGAAGCUGAAGCUCCACCACUUGACACGCUGGCUGACCAAGCCUCCGCCUCGCUUGCCAAGUCAGGCCUGUGA